ACCACCCGUCAAUUAGCAUUUGUUCAUCAUUUUUGUUAAAGCAGCAGUUUCCGCCAAGCUCAUCACCUCUUGCGACCUCCCGUGCAAUGACAAUAGCGACGUAGGAGAGUUGCAACCGACAAUGUCUCUGUGAAGCCUCGUUUAUUCUCCACCAACAAGCUCGACCGACAUGGCGUCGAGAUACGCCUUCACCCAGGGCCUGCGAGAGGUGCGCUUCCACUUGUGCAGCUCCAGCCCUGCUUCCGAAGCCACCAGAUCCUUCCUCAAGCGAGCCUAUCCUACCAUGAAACAUCACAACCCGAGCACCCCGAUUUUAAUACGAGAAGCCACCGGUGUCGAACCUAAGAUCUGGGCAAGAUAUGGACUUGGAAAAGAGAAGUCUGAGUCAUUAGCAGGACUCUCAGACAAGGAGAUCGAAGACAAAGUGACGACGUUGGUCAAGUCGGAAUAGCUGGGACUCGCCCAGCAGCUAUGAAAGGCUCAUGGGUUCAGCCAAAGCACAAAAAUCCCAAAGUGCAAGCUACAGGACCACUCGAAUGAUGCCGUUUCGUUGUACAUACUAUAUGGCUGCCACAAGCUAGAUAACUGGAAAAUCAUGAUGCCUCUACGAGCUGGUCUUUUCUACAUCGCACUCUUUUCAACUUGUGGGUGGACCUGACCGAAUCGAUAUUGCGCCCAUGCCAUCGAACCUUCCGGCAUUGUCCAGACUUGACGGCCCUGAUCCUGACCCGCGGCGCCGACGGCGAUGUGAAUUGGUAAUAGAUGCUCGAAUGUUGGAUGUGCUUGUCUUGCAUCGCCUCUCUUCAAC
Molecule: messenger RNA, 808 nt
Organism: Exophiala mesophila
Lineage: Eukaryota; Fungi; Ascomycota; Eurotiomycetes; Chaetothyriales; Herpotrichiellaceae
Exons: 4
Coding region: 170-451 (93 amino acids)
Source: RefSeq, a predicted model, not a curated record